This is a messenger RNA of Vespula vulgaris, 2518 nucleotides long. It is a transcript of the gene Sf3b2, whose product is annotated as splicing factor 3B subunit 2. Gene Ontology annotation, biological process: mRNA splicing, via spliceosome. The record is from RefSeq and is a predicted model, not a curated record. Bases 176 to 2404 code for a protein of 742 amino acids. Lineage: Eukaryota; Metazoa; Arthropoda; Insecta; Hymenoptera; Vespidae. Gene Ontology annotation, cellular component: U2 snRNP; precatalytic spliceosome; U12-type spliceosomal complex. The transcript is spliced from 3 exons.
UAUUGUAUGUUAAAGCUGGUAGAAGCUAUAGAAGCUGAUAAAAGCGUAAAAGAGCAUUGAAUUAAAAGUGCCGCGUAAGUGGCUUAGAGUAUAAGUAUUUGAUAAAUGAUAAUAAAUUAAAUACAAUUUAUGUAUCUACAGUGUUUAAUACACACUUGUUUAAACAAUUUUUGAUAUGGAAAAUAUACCGGGAAAUGAGAAUCAAGCUACACAACAUAGAAUGGAGAUUCAGCAGAUGUCCCAUCCAAUGCCACCUAUGAUGAGUAUGACUUCUAAUCAUCAUUCUUCAAAUAUGAUGGAACCACCAAAAACGCUACCUAGUUUAUUAAGCUUAAAAGUAACACCACCAACAGAAUUACAUCAAAAUACUGUAGAGGAUAUAGUACGAGAAGGAGACAAUGACACAGUUAAACUUCCAGCUGCUUUAGAACAAGCUUUAGCUUUUAAAACAGAAAGAGCUAAGGAAGUAGGUGGUGAUCCAAAUGAUAUGGUCUCUUUAGGAAAGUCUACUAAUGACGAAUCUACAGGGGAAGAUGUUCCUCAAUUGGAAGAUAUAUUGGAACCAGAAACAACGAUUGAAAAAGUUGAUUCAAAGACAACUAAAAGUAAAAAGAAAAAAAAGAAGAAGAGGAAGAAGAAUACAAAUGAGAAGAAAGAACUAGAGAAAAAGCAAGACCAAAUAGAAGAUAAUAAAUCGAAAGAAGAUCUACCAGAGAUAGAAUAUAUUCAAGAAAUUCCUAGUAUAAAUGAUUUGGAACCAAUGUAUCGUCAAUUUGCCAGAGUAUUUGAAGCAUUUAAAUUAACUGAACCAGAACCUCGUUCUAAUGAUGCAGGAGAUAAGGGUGAACCAAUUGGUCAGUACCCUCCUGUUACCAAUAUGCAAACUACAGGUAAUGUACCCAGUAAAAUACCACCUCUAGAUGACUUUGAUGACGAUGUAGGCCAGCAACAGCAACAACAAGGUACCGGAGAAAAUGGUGCUCCGCGAUUAUCUAAACGAAAACUCAAGAGAUUAACGCGACUAAGUGUUGCUGAAUUAAAACAGCUUGUAGGUAGGCCUGAUGUUGUAGAAAUGCAUGAUGUUACUGCCAGAGAUCCCAAGCUUCUUGUACAACUUAAGGCACAUCGUAAUACUGUACCUGUACCAAGACAUUGGUGUUUUAAAAGAAAAUACCUGCAAGGAAAACGAGGUAUUGAAAAACCUCCUUUCGAUUUACCUGAUUUUAUAAAACGUACUGGAAUCACAGAAAUGAGAGCAAGUUUGCAAGAACGUGAUGACACUCGUACUUUAAAAGCGAAAAUGCGUGAGAGAGCAAGACCUAAAUUAGGUAAAAUUGAUAUUGAUUAUCAAAAACUUCAUGACGCAUUUUUUAAGUGGCAAACCAAACCACGGAUGACAAUUCAUGGUGAUCUUUACUAUGAAGGUAAAGAAUUUGAAACUAGACUUAAAGAAAAAAAGCCUGGUGAAUUAUCUGAUGAAUUACGUACAGCAUUGGGAAUGCCUGUAGGACCGAAUUGUCAUAAAGUACCACCACCAUGGUUAAUUGCUAUGCAACGUUACGGUCCACCACCGAGUUAUCCUAAUCUUAAGAUACCAGGCUUAAAUGCUCCAAUCCCAGAAGGGUGUGCCUUUGGAUAUCAUGCUGGCGGUUGGGGAAAACCACCUGUUGAUGAGACAGGCAGACCCUUAUAUGGAGACGUUUUUGGUGUAUCUCGUACACCAGGUGGUGAUGCUCUAGAUGAAGAAGUAGAUAGAGGCAUGUGGGGUGAGCCUGAAUCUGAAUCAUCUGGAGAUGAAGAAGAAGAUGAAGAUGCAGAGGAAGGUGGAGAUGGUGAAGCAGAUGGAAAAGAUGGAGAUGGGGAUGCAAGUGGAUUGGUUACACCUGGUGCAGAAGGACUGAUAACACCAAGUGGUAUUACAUCUAUUCCAGCUGGAUUAGAGACACCAGAAACAAUAGAAUUGAGAAAGAAAAAAAUAGAGAGUGAAAUGGAAGGUGGAGAUACUCCUGCAUUGUAUACAGUUUUACAGGAACGUAGAACAGAAGGUCUAGGUGCAAGUAUGAUGGGAAGUACGCAUGUGUAUGAUAUGACAGGUGCAGCAGGAGGUCAAGCACCGCCCUCUGUUAUUGCUGCACGACGUGGUAUAAGUGGGACAACAUCUGAUGCAAGAACAGAAAAGGAUGGUGCCGUUGAAUUGGCAUUAGAUCCUAGUGAAUUAGAUCUUGAUUCUGAAGCAAUGGCAUCAAGAUAUGAGGAAACCAUGAGAUCGCGACAAGCUCACCUUAGGAGGGAAGAUUUAUCUGAUAUGCUUCAAGAUCAUGUACAAAGACAGAAGAGUAAACGUAAACGACAGCAAACACAAGAUACAAAAGCUUCUAAGAAAUAUAAAGAAUUCAAAUUUUAAACAUUUUAUUAGAUUUCAGAAUAAGUGUUGUACUAAAGAAUUAACAAAUAUUAUUUAAGUAAAGAAACUUUAGAUUUUAAAUAAAAUAUUACUAUAUCAAAAGACAGACUUGAA